AUGGAUCUUAGUGAAUACAUCAAUUACAAAAAUCAAACAAUGAUAAAUGAGUUUGUCCUGAUUGGUCUCACAGACUUGGUGGAAAUUCAAUUUACUAUUUAUGGGGUAUUUCUAUUAUUUUAUUGCUUAACACUUUUGGGAAACCUUUCUAUCAUGAUAACAACUAUAAAGGAUUCAAAUCUUCACACCCCAAUGUAUUUCUUCUUGUGGAAUUUGUCUUUGGUUGACAUAGGUUUCUCUUCUGUUUCUGUUCCAAAAAUGCUCACGGACUUCUUUGCAACAAGAAAACUCAUUUCAUUUGGGGGCUGCAUUUCACAGAUAUAUUUUUUCCAUCUCUUUGGAACCACUGAAGUCAUGCUCCUUGCUGUUAUGUCUUAUGAUCGAUUUGUGGCCAUCGGUAAUCCGUUGCGUUAUAUCCUCAUCAUGAACAGCAAAGUUUGCCUUUCCUUUGCCCUAAGUUGUUGGAUAUCUGGAUUUUUCCAUUCUCUUUUGCACACUGUGCUGACUGCAAAACUCCCAUAUUGCCAGGCAAACCUGGUCAACCACUUCUUUUGUGAUGUUAAGCCAGUGUUGAAGCUUGCCUGUACUGAUACUUCAUUCACUCUUAAGCUUCUUACUAGAGUUGCUGGGUCUGUGUCAUCAAUAACAUUUACUUUAACAUUUCUCUCCUAUCUUUUUAUUAUUAAAUUUGUCAUGCAAAUUCAGACAAAAAGGGGAAGGAAAAAUGCAUUUUCUACCUGUAGCGCUCACCUUACAGUUGUUUUUAUGCUUUAUGGCACAGCAAUUUUUACAUAUAUGAGACCUUUAGCUCAACAGUCUUUAGACCAUGAUAGAGUAGUGGCAGUUCUAUUUACAGUAGUAACACCAGCACUUAAUCCUAUUAUUUACACCCUGCGUAACAAGGAAAUGAGAGAGGCAAUUAAAAGAAUAUACAAGAACAUAUUUUUAUUUGUAGAAAAUGCAUAA
Xenopus laevis (African clawed frog) is the source of this 966-nucleotide messenger RNA. RefSeq names its product olfactory receptor 12D2. The transcript has a single exon. The record is from RefSeq and is a predicted model, not a curated record. Lineage: Eukaryota; Metazoa; Chordata; Amphibia; Anura; Pipidae. The coding region runs from base 1 to 966 and encodes 321 amino acids.